AUGAGUAGAAUUCAUAAAACAACUCAACAACAAAGAUUACAUCAUCAUGUUCAUCAAAUAACCCCAACAAUCCAUAAUCAUACCUCAUUACAAACUAUACUCCAUUCGGAAUUAUUAUUACUUGAUCAAUUAUUUGAUCAUCAACAAAUGAUUCAUUAUUUAUUGAAUAAAAAUACAUUUUGUUUAAAUGAUUCUAAUCUAUGGACAAUUGAAUGGUUACAACAAUAUUUAGAUAUAUUAACAGAAUUUGGACAAUUACUUAUAAAAUGUAAUAAAAAUAGUACUACUAUUCAUAUACAUAUUGAUGAUAUCCUACCUAUAACACGUUUAUGGCAUAGUUACUUAGAAACAAGUUUAAUCUCAUAUCCUAUAGAAAGUAGAAUGCUUAAUCAUGAUCAGAAUAUCAAUCAAAAAAUCAAUUUUACAUGGGAUAUGUAUAUUGUAUUACAUAAACCUAAUCAAUGUCAAUUAAGAUCAUAUUUAUUGAAUAAUCAAUCAAUAAUCAAUCAUAUACCAAAUUAUUAUUAUCUUACUAUACCAUCACUAAUCAAUAUAGAGAGAAUGGAAUCAUCUAUGGAAUCAUUUAGAAAACAAGAAAUCAAUGAUCCCUAUGAAUCAAUUCGUAUUACUGAUCAUUAUUUAUUGAAUAAUCAAUUAUUCGAUCAAUGGGAUUUGAUUUCACCAAUGAAAAUAUGUCAAUUAUUAUUUUCUAUAGUAUUACCAGAAUGUUUAAAUACAAUAAUAAUGAAUGAUUAUGGUGAAAAUAGUUUAAAAGUAAUUCGUUGGAAAUGUUUAUUUGAGAAUGAUAUUAAUAAAGCAAUUGAAGAAGGUUAUUAUCCAAUUGAAGUUGUAUUUGAUUUAAAUAGUAUAGGUCUUAAUUCAUUUUAUUAUAAUUCUAAAUUAUGGAAAACUCAACAUACUAAUCAUUUAUUACAUAAAAUACAAAUCAAUAAAAAUAAUCAUUUAUUAUCCAUAUCAAAUAUUGAUUUUAAUCAUAAUAUAAAUCAAUCAGAAUCAAGUUAUUAUUCUUCAGUUACUAUGCCAAAUAUUUUAAUUAUGUAUAUUAAUUUUCAUCCAGUUUUUUCAUUUAAUGAUUUUAUCAAUACUAUUCCUACUCCUACUAAUACUACUACUACUACUACUACUAAUAAUAAUAAUAAUCAAUCAAAAACUCAGAUAGCAACUAUAACCAAUAAUCGAUAUUUAUCGAUUUAUUGGAAACAUAAUUUUUUAAAAUUAAUCACUCCAUUACAAUUCAAUAAUAAUUUACCAUUAUGGUCUAUAUGUAAUUGUCUUAAAGAAGAUUUUAUUUUACAAAAAAUUCAUUACAUUCAUAAUAAUCAUUAUUUCUAUAUGAAAUCUAUUAGAAUUUUAUUAAAUUUAUUUCAUUUUAAUGAUUUAUUAUAUAAUACAAAUUUAUUAAAAAUAUUUAAUAUUAAAAAUAUAAUUGAAUUAUAUUUGCAAUUAAUUGAUGAACAAUCAAAUCAAUUAAUGAUCAAAAAUCAAUAUCCGAAUGCAAUCAAUUCUGAGAAAAAAUCAAUAAUUGAUUGGCAACAACAAAAAAGUUUAUAUGAAUUAAUGAAUGAUUUAUUAAAAAAAAUGAUUGAUAUAUUACAUAAUAAACAAUUAUUAUCUAUUACUAGCCCAGAAACUAAUUUAUUGCAAAUCAAUAAUGAUGAUGUUAUAAAUAAAUGGAUUCAUCAAUCAUGUAUGAUAUUAACUAGAUGGUAUUCUAAUCCAUUAGAAUUAAAGAAAUUAAUAAUGAAAAAAAUUGAAAUGUUAACAAAAUUGAUUCAUAAAUUUAAUGAUUUAUAUCCGGAUAAACAAAUUUCAUGAGUGAAUUCGUACAUUGAAUAGACUUUUACAUUUUAGAAGGUAUCUCAACUAUAGAAGUCGACCAGUUGAUCAUUUCAUGAUGGUUUGUAGUCUUACACUUUUUUUAAUUCCAUAUCAUCCUUUUAUAGACAUUGUCUUAGAAACAGAGAGAGAGAGAGAGAGGAGGGGAGAGAGAUUAAUCAAUCGCUAUUCUGGAUAUGCACUUGAUGAGAAAGGGGAGUAAUGGUUCCUUAAAAAAAGAUCCAUUUCUUUGUAUGUAGUUUGAUUACGUAACAGAUGAAAUAAUUCAUCAAUCACGUAUCCUAUUAAAUUCAUGGUAUUAUAAUCCGUUAGAAUUAAAAAAAAUUGAAAUGUUAACAAAAUUUAUUCAUAAAUUUAGUGGUUUAUAUUUGGAUAAACAAAUUUCAUGUUUAGAUUGUACAUUGAACAUAUUUUGGUUAUUGAACUUUAGUUAACUGAUCAUCCCAUGUUUGUAUUCUUACAUUCUUUUAAUUACAUAUCAUUCUUUUAUACACUUUAAGUUAGAAACAAACACACACACAGAGUGUGUGUGAGAUUAAUCAAUCUCUAUUAUGGAUAUGCAUUUGAUGAGAAAGGGGAGUAAUGGUU
Schistosoma intercalatum is the source of this 2445-nucleotide messenger RNA. The record is from the annotation of a GenBank genome assembly. NCBI's taxonomy places the organism in Eukaryota, Metazoa, Platyhelminthes, Trematoda, Strigeidida, Schistosomatidae.